Molecule: messenger RNA, 1169 nt
Organism: Histoplasma capsulatum G186AR
Lineage: Eukaryota; Fungi; Ascomycota; Eurotiomycetes; Onygenales; Ajellomycetaceae
Exons: 2
Coding region: 108-1169 (353 amino acids)
Source: RefSeq, a predicted model, not a curated record
GAAAGAUUAGCUCAACCUGAUCUCUGCUUGAAUUAUUCUAUCUUUGCGAGAGCCUAAGUUCCAAAGGCGGGAGAGUGCGACAUAUUAGUAUACACAGGUACACAGUAAUGACUGGCUUGUCCGCGGCAGCUCCACCAAUCCUCGCCUCUACCCUGUUAGACUCGUCAUUACAAAAGAACAGCAAUGAUAAUUCAGUUCGCGAGCGACGUGGAAUGGUGGAGAGUGAUCCAUGGGACUUGACCAGAGACAUAGAAGAAGGGGUUUCACUCAUGCCGGGCAGGUCUGUUCUGAGCUGUGGUAGUGUCAUUGGGAUAUCUGGGCUCCAGCCCACCAAUGCGAACGGCUCGCGAGAAGGAACAGGAGAUGAUAUCCGAUAUUGGGUUGAUGAAUUUUCGCAACAUAUCCUAACCACUCUUCUCUGCAAAUACCCCGUCGACAAAGACUUCCCAAGGGCAUUUGUGAUACAGUAUUUUGACUCACGACCCUUGUCGCGUCAAGCAUUGUUUUUUUCUCUCCAGCAACGAUCGCCAGACCGCUCACCAGAAGACCUCGAAACUAUCCUAGAUAAUAUCCAAACACGUCGUGUAUAUGAUUUUGACGAACUGCUUGAAGCUGUAUCUCAGAUAUCGAAUAUACUAUUCGAGCUCCAGCAACGGCAAAACCAACCUGGAAACAAAGGAAAAGGGUACAACUCCGCUCCCGCCCUCCUCCUUAUCGAGGGCAUAGAUCAAUCACUCGAAGAGACCAUUCGCACCUCCAACCCCGUGGCAGGCCAUGCCCGCCUUGUCCCAUUAUUACGGACACUCACUGUAUUAUCACGAACGUACGCUUCGUUUCUCUGCGUUAUCAUUGUUAAUUCUAUCGCUUUACAGCACCCUCCUCAAUCGGCCUCAGCUCAGGAGGCCGCUCUCACUCCAGCAGAUGAUACAGGUGCUGGUCAGCUGCAACGACAACAAUAUUGCCUAGAGCCUCCCGUAUGUUCCAUAUUUUCCAACAUCUCGAGGCUCUCGAAAGCGUCACCAACCCUUUCCUACUUCUCUGUCUUGACGCGGUCGCUCGACCAAGGCUGUGACGUGCAUCUUUUAGUUUCCCAAAUGCAGAAAAAUAUGAUCAUUGAAGUGGCGAAGCAUAGGGUCGGGACUGAAGUUGGACGGUGGUGUGAUUUUUGA